AGAAUGGUUACACACAGCGCACAGAGCCAGCCUGCAGCAUCCUCAUACACACAGGGAGAGAGACCAGAGGGGGGCUGCCUACCAUUAGCACUUGUAUAGGAGCCCUUCAUCUAUGCAUCUGAGAAACAUGGAGCCCUCCUGCCAGGACUCUUUUUAUCCCAAAUUUCAGAAGGAUGGUGACCUGAAGGAGGAGGGGGACCCAGCACUGGGGUCACCGGGAGAGCAGCCAAGAGCAGCCUCCCAGGCCAGGGAGGACCCAGGGGUGCACAUCGAUGAAGGAGCAUUUGGAAGCCCAUCCAAUGAAGAGAAUCCUGACUACUUCUUCCUGAGCAGUCAGCCCUCCCCGCCCCUCCCUCUGAACUACUCCGGGAGUUUCUUCAUCGAGACAGGACCGGAGAACUCCAAUGAACAGGAGGCGCUCUUUAAUCUGAUGUCUGGCAUCCUGGGUCUCUCGCCUUUCUCUGCACCCCACAAGGUCCAUCGGCAGGAGACACUCUAUACCAUUCCUGAGGCCCUACAGAACCACAUGGACCUUUACUCUCAGCCCAACCUCAACAUUUCUGUCCAGCAAGGAUACCCUAGCCAGCUGUAUUCUGCCUUCAGUAGUACAGAGGACCUCCAUCAGGUGCCCAGCUCCCCCAACCUGGGCAAUUCCUGCACCAACCAAUGUUUCUUUGAGUCUAAAAAUAUGCCAAGCAAGCACGAAAUGGACUUAUCUCCCAUCUCCCCCUCCUUGGAUUCAUUUAAUGCCCAAUGGGAGCCCCAGACGUCUCAGAACUUUACUGUAACUUCUUACCCCUUGGAGGGAUUUUUGCCCUCUGAAAGCUCCCCGACUGUGUUUCACCCACUUGAGUCUAAGGUGGAGAAUAUGAUGUCUGCCUGCUGCCAGCCUCACAUGAAUGGUGUGAUGGAGGAGUCGGUUAUGUACAACACUAUGGACUUCUCCUGCCAGUCAGAGGCAUUCCAGACCUCCCCCUGUGACUUUGCUGAGACCAAGAUUGACUUAAAAUCUCAGAUUCUACUUGAUGCCAAGUACCAGCUGAGCCAGCAGAUGCAAGGGCUGCUUAACACAGAGGAGACCCUUCAAUCUUCCCCAGCUAUCUCCACGGAUUUUCUAGGUCUUUCGCCGACAGCUGACACCAUCCCCCAACCCAGUUCUGGCAACUCCCUGACUGAGCCCAGGAGGAAGUACCGCCGAAAUAAGUUUCCAGCAAAGUGCUUUCGCCCCAAACCCCACGAGAAGGCUUUUGCCUGCCCGGUGGAGAACUGUAUCCGGAGCUUUGCCCGCUCGGAUGAGCUCAAUAGGCACUUGAGAAUCCAUACCGGACAUAAGCCCUUCCAGUGCCGAAUCUGUCUGAGGAACUUCAGCCGCAGUGACCACUUGACCACCCACAUCAGGACCCACACCGGGGAGAAACCUUUCUCUUGUGACCUCUGCGGCAGGAGGUUCGCCAGGAGUGACGAAAAGAAGCGUCACGGCAAGGUGCACUUGAAGCAGAAGGCCAGGACUGAGGAGAAGCUCAAGGGCCUUGGCUUUUAUUCCAUGGGCUUGUCCUACCCCACCCUGUGAGGCAAACAAAGACUUGAUUUGGUCUGAGCUCACCUUUCACCUUGGAGAUGUUGCCUCCAACCGGUCUGUCAGCUAGUCCCAGUUCUCUUCUGGAUGACCUGGCCUGAUUUGUAGCUCGACGGUCACCUGCAUGGCUCAGUAUUCUGUUAUCUUUACAGCGUGAUAUAUACAUAACUGUAAAACCCAAUGUAUACUUAUCAUCUAAGCACUGUUUUAGUAGCUGUUACUUUGGCUAUAUGGCCAGCCGAGUUCCGGAGCUUACUCCAGCACCACAGAGGCGGACAGCUCC
Messenger RNA from Nanorana parkeri, 1859 nucleotides. RefSeq names its product early growth response 4 (gene EGR4). The coding region runs from base 113 to 1570 and encodes 485 amino acids. The transcript has 2 exons. Lineage: Eukaryota; Metazoa; Chordata; Amphibia; Anura; Dicroglossidae. Gene Ontology annotation, molecular function: DNA-binding transcription factor activity, RNA polymerase II-specific; RNA polymerase II cis-regulatory region sequence-specific DNA binding. The record is from RefSeq and is a predicted model, not a curated record. Gene Ontology annotation, biological process: regulation of transcription by RNA polymerase II.